Phacochoerus africanus (Common warthog) is the source of this 3978-nucleotide messenger RNA. It is a transcript of the gene IPO9, whose product is annotated as importin 9. Gene Ontology annotation, molecular function: small GTPase binding. The record is from RefSeq and is a predicted model, not a curated record. Gene Ontology annotation, biological process: protein import into nucleus. Gene Ontology annotation, cellular component: nuclear envelope; cytosol. NCBI's taxonomy places the organism in Eukaryota, Metazoa, Chordata, Mammalia, Artiodactyla, Suidae. The transcript is spliced from 24 exons. Bases 18 to 3131 code for a protein of 1037 amino acids.
CGCGCGGCGGGAGAAAGAUGGCGGCGGCGGCGGCGGCUGGCGCGGCCUCGGGGCUGCCGGGGCCGGUGGCCCAAGGGCUGAAAGAGGCGCUGGUGGAUACGCUCACCGGGAUCCUGUCUCCGGUGCAGGAAGUGAGGGCGGCCGCCGAGGAGCAGAUCAAAGUGCUGGAGGUGACAGAGGAAUUUGGCGUGCACCUGGCAGAACUGACCGUAGACCCCCAGGGGGCGCUGGCCAUCCGCCAGCUGGCAUCUGUCAUCCUGAAGCAGUACGUGGAGACACACUGGUGUGCCCAGUCGGAGAAGUUCAGGCCUCCCGAGACUACAGAACGGGCAAAAAUCGUCAUCCGGGAGCUGCUGCCCAGCGGGUUGAGAGAGUCGAUAAGCAAGGUGCGCUCCAGUGUGGCCUAUGCCGUGUCAGCCAUCGCGCACUGGGACUGGCCUGAAGCCUGGCCCCAGCUCUUCAACCUGCUCAUGGAGAUGCUGGUGAGCGGAGACUUAAACGCAGUCCAUGGAGCCAUGCGAGUGCUGACAGAAUUCACUCGCGAGGUAACAGACACCCAGAUGCCCCUCGUGGCUCCUGUCAUUCUCCCAGAGAUGUACAAGAUCUUCACCAUGGCCGAGGUGUACGGGAUUCGAACCCGGUCCCGAGCCGUGGAGAUCUUCACCACUUGUGCCCAUAUGAUCUGCAACAUGGAGGAGCUGGAGAAGGGUGCCGCCAAGGUGCUGAUCCUCCCCGUGGUGCAGCAGUUCACGGAGGCCUUUGUCCAGGCCCUCCAGAUCCCCGACGGCCCCACGUCCGACAGCGGGUUUAAGAUGGAAGUCCUGAAGGCAGUGACAGCCCUGGUGAAAAACUUCCCAAAGCACAUGGUGGCCUCCAUGCAGCAAAUUCUGCCUAUUGUGUGGAACACCCUAACGGAAAGCGCGGCUUUUUAUGUGAGGACGGAGGUCAAUUACACAGAGGAAGUAGAAGACCCUGUGGAUUCGGACGGUGAAGUCCUGGGCUUCGAAAAUCUCGUUUUCAGCAUUUUUGAAUUUGUGCACGCUCUCCUAGAAAACAGCAAAUUCAAAAGCACUGUUAGGAAAGCCCUGCCCGAGCUGAUUUACUAUGUCAUCCUGUACAUGCAGAUCACCGAGGAGCAGAUUAAAGUGUGGACGGCCAACCCCCAGCAGUUCGUCGAGGACGAAGAUGACGACACCUUCUCCUACACGGUUAGGAUCGCAGCUCAGGACCUGUUGCUGGCUGUGGCCACUGAUUUCCAGAAUGAGAGUGCGGCAGCCCUGGCUGCUGCAGCCACACGGCAUCUGCAAGAAGCUGAGCAGAGCAAAAACAGCGGCACAGAGCACUGGUGGAAGAUCCACGAGGCGUGCAUGCUCGCGCUCGGCUCAGUGAAGUCCAUCAUCACUGACAGUGUGAAAAACAGCAGGGUCAACUUCCACAUACACGGGUUCCUGACCAACGUCGUCCUGGCAGACCUCAACCUCUCAGUGUCUCCUUUCCUCUUGGGCCGGGCCCUUUGGGCUGCCAGUCGGUUCACUGUUGCUAUGUCCCCUGAAUUGAUCCAGCAGUUUCUUCAGGCAACAGUUAGUGGUCUUCAUGAGACACAACCCCCGUCAGUUCGAAUUUCUGCUGUGAGAGCCAUCUGGGGGUACUGUGACCAGCUGAAGGUCUCGGAGAGCACCCACGUGCUACAGCCCUUCCUCCCCAGCAUCCUGGAGGGCCUGAUUCACCUGGCAGCCCAGUUCAGCUCCGAGGUGCUCAACCUCGUGAUGGAGACCCUGUGCAUCGUGUGCACGGUGGACCCGGAGUUCACAGCGAGCAUGGAAAGCAAGAUCUGCCCCUUCACCAUCGCCAUCUUCCUGAAGUACAGUAACGAUCCUGUGGUCGCCUCGCUGGCUCAAGACAUCUUCAAGGAGCUGUCCCAGAUCGAAGCCUGUCAGGGCCUGAUGCAGAUGAGGCUGAUUCCCACCCUGGUCAGCAUCAUGCAGGCCCCCGCCGACAAGAUCCCCACGGGGCUCUGUGCCACGGCCAUUGAUAUCCUGACCACGGUUGUGCGGAACACAAAGCCACCCCUCUCCCAGCUGCUCAUUUGCCAGGCUUUCCCCGCCGUGGCCCAGUGCACCCUCCACACAGACGACAAUGCCACCAUGCAGAACGGUGGAGAGUGCUUGCGGGCCUACGUGUCAGUGACACUGGAGCAGGUGGCCCAGUGGCACGACGAGCAGGGCCACAAUGGGCUGUGGUACGUGAUGCAGGUGGUGAGCCAGCUCCUGGACCCCCGCACCUCGGAGUUCACUGCGGCCUUCGUGGGCCGCCUGGUGUCCACCCUCAUCUCCAAGGCGGGGCGGGAGCUGGGGGAGAACCUGGACCAGAUCCUCCGGGCCAUCCUCAGCAAGAUGCAGCAGGCAGAGACGCUCAGCGUCAUGCAGUCCCUGAUCAUGGUGUUUGCCCACCUGGUGCACACCCAGCUGGAACCCCUCCUAGAAUUCCUGUGCAGCCUCCCGGGGCCGACUGGCAAGCCUGCCCUGGAGUUCGUGAUGGCCGAGUGGACCAGCCGGCAGCACCUCUUCUACGGGCAGUACGAGGGCAAAGUCAGCUCCGUGGCACUGUGCAAGCUGCUGCAGCACGGCAUCAACGCGAACGACAAGCGGCUUCAGGACAUCCGCGUGAAGGGGGAGGAGAUCUACGGCCUGGAUGAGGGCGUCCGUACCCGCUCCAAGGCAGCCAAGAACCCUGAGCGCUGGACAAACAUUCCUUUGCUGGUCAAGAUCCUGAAGCUGAUUAUCAACGAGCUGUCCAACCUCCUGGAGGCCAGUGCUGCCCGCCAGGCCGCCCCUGCAGAGUGGAGCCAAGAUGACGCCAACGACAUGUGGGAGGACCAGGAGGAGGACGACGAGGAGGAGGACGGCCUAGCUGGCCACCUCUUAUCUGACAUCCUUGCCACAGAGGAGGACUACUAUGAGGAUGAUGAGGACGAUGACCCUGACGCCCUGAAGGACCCCCUCUAUCAGAUUGAUCUGGAGGCAUAUCUCACAGACUUCCUCUGCCAGUUCGCUCAGCAGCCCUGCUACGUCAUGUUCUCGGGCCACCUUAACGACAACGAGAGGCGGGUUCUACAGACCAUUGGCAUCUAGAAGUCCCUCCUGGCCCGGCCACAAUCCGUUUUGCAGCCCUCACUGGCCUUGAGGUGCACUUUCAUCUCAGCCUGGAGCGGCCUCCUGACUCAGCCUGCGGUCCCUGCAGAGUGACACGGACAGUCCAGACCACACUCACCUGUGCUGUCGCUAGGAACGCCGCAACAAGGGACCUUCCCCCAAGUACCCUGAGGACACCUGUCUCUAGAACCUCUUCCUCCCCAGCUGUGCCCCCAUCCCUGUCCCCAGAGUCCUCUGCUGGCCCGUCCAGAAACGCAGGGCCCGGAAGGACGGUGUGCUGUGGAUGAUCUUCCCGCCUCAGGGGCCCAGAAGUCAGACCGUUUGUAUUCCAGACAGACCUGUGUGCUUUCAGAGGACAUCGGAUGUGAUCAGACGGGAGUGCCCUUGAGAGAGGAUGGUGCCCUCUGCCCUCCCAGAGGCAAGACCGGGUCUCGGGGGAGCAAGAAGAGGCAGCCCCGGGGACCGCCUGCUCCCUCGACGACACUAAGACUCCCGGCGAAGGACGUCACCUCGGUUCUGCCUCAUCGCAUGACACAGCCCCUCCCCUGAAGCUCCUCCUCUGUCCACCUGCACGCACACGAGAGAGCCAGACAGAUGGCAGCCUGUUUUCCCUUUUUAGGAAAAAAAAAAAAUGGAGGAAAAACAGAUUUUUUUUAAAAAGUCCACCUGACCCAACUAUAUUUAAUAUGCCCGUCCCCACACGUCACCACGCAGCCUGACAUUCAGGGGUCCCUUCCCUCGGGAAUGCUCUAAAGUGGUUCAGUUGUAGCCCUCAAAUUUGCAAUGUGUAUUUUUCUAGGAGAGUAAAGCAAUCUUUACAAAUGAA